AUGUUAAUUGUUUGUACGAAAGAAAACAAAAUGUCGUUGGAACAAACAGCUUGCGAUGAUCUAAAGGCUUUCGAGCGACGCCUGACUGAAGUUAUAGGAUGUCUGCAGCCAGCUACUAUGAGAUGGAGAAUUUUACUGACAGUGGUAUCAGUGUGCACAGCAAUAGCGGCUUACCAUUGGUUGAUGGACCCGCUCACACCAGUUGUCUCCCUCACACAGUCUCUCUGGAAUCAUCCGGUUUUUGCCUUUACCUCCACUUUUCUAGUAUUGUUAUUCAUGAUGGGAGUGCACAGAAAGGUGGUAGCGCCGAGCAUCAUCACGGCUCGCACGCGCUCCGUGCUCAACGACUUCAACAUGUCCUGUGACGACACGGGCAAGCUCAUCCUCAAGCCACGCCCCGCCAACACCUAG
Molecule: messenger RNA, 411 nt
Organism: Spodoptera littoralis (African cotton leafworm)
Lineage: Eukaryota; Metazoa; Arthropoda; Insecta; Lepidoptera; Noctuidae
Source: the annotation of a GenBank genome assembly